UCAAGGCGUUCGUUUGUCUGUUUUUCUACCUGAUAUUUCCGAUAUGUCUCAACCUAAGCCGAUUUUGUACUACGACGAUCGCAGUCCGCCGGUGCGCAGUUGUCUUAUGCUAAUUAAGCUGCUGGAUAUCGAUGUGGAGCUACGGUUUGUGGAUCUCUUUAAAGGCGAGCAAUUCAAGAAAGACUUUCUGGAGUUAAAUCCCCUGCACAGUGUUCCCACAUUGGUGCAUGGUGAUCUGGUUCUGACCGAUAGCCAUGCUAUACUUAUUCACCUGGCGGAAAAGUUCGACGAGAGUGGAAAUCUGUGGCCUCAGGAGCACGAAGAACGUAUGAAAGUCAUGAACCUCCUGCUCUUCGAGUGCUCCUUUCUCUUCCGACGUGACAGUGAUUUCAUGUCGGCAAUUGUCCGCCAGGGAUUUGACCAAGUGGACGUGGCGCACCACGAACGCAAGCUGACCGAGGCAUAUGUCAUCAUGGAGCGCUACCUGGAAAGUAGCGAUUUCAUGGCCGGACGACAGCUGACGCUCGCCGACUUAUCCAUCGUGACCACAUUGAGCACCGUCAGUCUCAUGUUUCCCCUGGCGCAGUUCCCACGUCUGCGGCGCUGGUUCACCGCGAUGCAGCAGCUGGAUGCCUACGAGGCCAACUGCGGCGGAUUGGAGAAGCUGCGCGGAACGAUGGAGAGCGUCGGGGGCUUCCAGUUCCCAUCCUCCUCUUCCGCCUCCUCCGCCGAGGAUGUGGAACAGCUCUAGAUAGUUAUUAAAAUGGCGUGUUUAAUUUGGCUUUGGCCUGGAGUAUAAUUUCAUGUUUGCUUUGCAGGUGAAGGUUCAAGGUAUAUGUGAAAUCUCUCUAAAUAGAUGGGAAAGUAUACAUAAUAACUCAAAUUUCCAUAUUUUCUUAUCAUUCCAUAACAGCACUUUAAUAUACAUAUGUAGUUGCUCAUAACUUGAAUCUUUAUUAAACUUUUUUUAGAAAACAUAGUAAAUAUUUGUUUAAAAUUAAGUAAUAAAAAAUGCUUUUUAAAAAAUUGUAAACAUUUUAUUUCUGACACACAAAAUGCAUUUAAUGAACUAAUUAAAAAUGUGAAUCAAAUUGAUUUUGAGCUAUAAACUACAUAUAUGCAUCCAGAUGUGAAAUUUUUGUUAGAAUUUUGUAUUGCUUUCUAGAAAAUAAACAAAUAAAAUCUCAUUAUAGCCCGAA
Drosophila rhopaloa is the source of this 1199-nucleotide messenger RNA. RefSeq names its product glutathione S-transferase E14 (gene GstE14). The transcript has 4 exons. Lineage: Eukaryota; Metazoa; Arthropoda; Insecta; Diptera; Drosophilidae. Gene Ontology annotation, biological process: glutathione metabolic process. The record is from RefSeq and is a predicted model, not a curated record. Gene Ontology annotation, molecular function: glutathione transferase activity. Bases 44 to 751 code for a protein of 235 amino acids.